AUAGUAAUUAAAACUUACGAUAACAUUCUUUAUUUCAACAUUUAUAUAAUCAGAAAAACAUCGAAAAAAGCGUGGAUAAAUAAGUAUCACGCUUUCGGCAUAUUGAAAUAAAACCGCGUGGACCGUGGACCACGAAGUGUUAAGAUUGAUAUUCAUAACCUAAAAAAACACUGUUCGCGCGUAUGUAUUUAUACAUUUGAACUUCACAUGUAUUUUUCACGUGUAUUUUUUGUAUAAAAUGUAAUAUUAUUUAUUAAGAAAAUAAUGUCAUCUCCCGUUAACACAUUGGAAAUACCACAAGCAAAAACUUGGAAAGAAUAUAAUCGAUUGCAGAAAGAACAGAGAAAGCAAUGGAAAGAAGAGAGGUUAAUAAAGAAGUUGAAAAAAGAAGAGAAGAAAAAUAACAUUGAAAAUGAAACGAAGAAAGAAGAAACCGAACAGAAAAUUAAAAAAAGGAAUAUUUCUACAAUAACCAUCGCGAUACCUGGCUCGAUUUUAGACAAUGCACAAUCUGCAGAAUUGAGAACGUAUCUUGCAGGACAAAUAGCACGUGCCGCAUGUAUUUACAAAGUAGAUGAGAUUGUUGUUUUCGAUGACAAAGGUGUGAUCACUGAAAGUGAAAAGAAAAAAGUAAGAACAGACGAAGUUUUAGGUGAAACGAGAAUUUGUUGUUUACAGUUAGUCAGAAUAUUACAAUAUUUAGAAUGUCCACAGUAUCUCAGAAAACAUUUCUUUCCUAUUCACAAGGAUUUACAAUAUGCAGGCGUAUUGAACCCUUUGGAUGCUCCACAUCAUCUCAGACAACAAGAUAUAUCGCUUUAUCGUGAAGGUGUAGUUAGUAAUAAACCAGUAAAAGCUGGGAAAGGUUCCCAAGUAAACAUAGGGCUUCUUAACGAGAUUAGAGUGGACAAAGUAUUGAUGCCUGGCUUAAGGGUUACUGUAAAAAUACCAUCAGAUCAAGAAAAUCCAAAGAAAAUGAAAGGAAUUAUAGUAUCUCCAACAGAGCCAAAAUCAGAGACAGGAAUAUAUUGGGGAUAUAGCGUGAAAUUAGCUAAGAAUCUUUCAGAGGUGUUUAAAAAAUGUUCUUAUAAAGAAGGAUAUGACUUGACUAUUGGUACUUCGGAUAAAGGAACAUCUAUUGACGAUAUAUCACCAAAAAGUUUGAAAUAUGAUCAUGCUUUAAUAGUUUUUGGUGGAUUAUCAGGAUUAGAAGCUGCGUUAGAAGUUGAUCCAGAUUUACCAGAUGAAGAUCCAUCGUCUAUAUUUCAUAAAUAUUUAAAUAUAUGUCCUCAACAAGGAUCAAGGACAAUUAGGACGGAGGAAGCUCUUUUACUUUCUCUUGCAGAACUAAGGACCAAAUUACUCCCAAAAAAUCCUGUAUUACCAAAUGCUCAAUUUGGUAGUUUUGUUGAAGAUUAACUUUGAUAUUUAUAUCAUUAAAAUGAUAAAAAAUAUCAUUCAAAGACAUUUGACAAAAUUUCUGUUUGUAAAAUAUUAAUAUUUACAAAAUGUUAUUAACAAGAUUUUAUCUCUAUACUGUUUUCUUUUGUAGAUAUUGAAGAUAUUUUUUUGGAAUGUCUUCUAUAAAAAAAUCAUUAACUAUUCAAUGCGCAAUUUACUGUAUCUUUCAAAUCUUUUAUAACUUUUGCUUGGUCUGUAGCACCGAUUAUUGCUGUUCCAGAUACUAUCAUAUUUGCACCAGCCUAGAAAAAUAUAAAUGUUUAGAAUUUUACCAUAAGCAAAAAUAAACAUUUUAUAUAUCAAAGA
Molecule: messenger RNA, 1767 nt
Organism: Vespula pensylvanica (western yellowjacket)
Lineage: Eukaryota; Metazoa; Arthropoda; Insecta; Hymenoptera; Vespidae
Product: putative methyltransferase C9orf114 homolog
Exons: 1
Coding region: 265-1419 (384 amino acids)
Source: RefSeq, a predicted model, not a curated record